Messenger RNA from Phycomyces blakesleeanus NRRL 1555(-), 1428 nucleotides. Its product is annotated as glycosyltransferase family 20 protein. NCBI's taxonomy places the organism in Eukaryota, Fungi, Mucoromycota, Mucoromycetes, Mucorales, Phycomycetaceae. Gene Ontology annotation, biological process: trehalose biosynthetic process; cellular response to heat. The transcript is spliced from 4 exons. Gene Ontology annotation, cellular component: alpha,alpha-trehalose-phosphate synthase complex (UDP-forming); cytosol. The coding region runs from base 1 to 1428 and encodes 475 amino acids. Gene Ontology annotation, molecular function: alpha,alpha-trehalose-phosphate synthase (UDP-forming) activity. The record is from RefSeq and is a predicted model, not a curated record.
AUGUCAGAUUCCAAAGAUACCAAAAAGCAGCGCUUGCUCGUCGUCUCUAACCGCUUGCCUAUUACUGUCAAGAAGGAUCCCGCAACAGGAGACUAUGACUUUAAGAUGUCCUCCGGUGGUCUUGUGGCUGCCUUGAGCGGCCUGAAGAAAGAAAUGCACUUUACAUGGAUUGGCUGGCCAGGUCUGGAUGUGCCUACAGACGAGCGCAAGGGCCUUGAGAAGCGAUUAUUAGAAGAGACUUCAACAAUGCCAGUAUUUGUAAGCAAUGAACUGGCAGAUCUGCAUUACAACGGGUUUUCCAACAGUAUCCUGUGGCCCCUGUUUCAUUAUCAUCCUGGAGAGAUUUCGUUCAAUGAGGAGUGGUGGGAAGGAUACCAGCGCGUCAAUCAGCUGUUUGCCGAUGCCAUCGAUAAGAUCUUGGAAGAUGGAGACCUCGUUUGGAUUCAAGAUUACCAUCUGAUGCUUUUACCUGCUAUGCUGCGAAAGAAGACUACCAAGGAUAUUAAGAUUGGAUGGUUCCUGCAUACACCUUUCCCUAGCAGUGAAAUAUAUAGAAUUCUCCCAGUGAGAAAAGAAAUUCUGUUGGGAGUAUUGGAGUGCGACCUUCUUGGGUUCCACACGUAUGACUAUGCCCGCCAUUUCCUGUCGUCAUGUACUCGCAUCCUCGGACUUUCAACCAUGCCAAACGGAGUAGAGUUUGAGGGCAGGUACAUCCAAGUGGGUACCUUCCCUAUUGGUAUUGACCCUGAGAAAUAUACCGAUGGUCUGAAGGACCCAAAAAUCGUUGCUCGAAUUGCUCAGCUCAAGAGCCGCUUUGGUGACUGCAAGGUUAUUGUCGGUGUGGAUCGUCUCGAUUAUAUUAAGGGUGUACCCCAGAAAAUGCAUGCAAUGGAAGUUUUCUUGAGCCAACACCCCGAGUGGGUUGGCAAAGUCGUGUUGGUCCAACUAGCUGUUCCAUCACGUGAAGAUGUGGAGGAGUAUCAGCAGCUCAGAAGCACAAUCAACGAACUGGUUGGCCGUAUAAACGGUCAAUAUGGCACGGUUGAAUUUGUACCAAUUCAUUUUAUGCACAGAUCAAUUCCCUUUGAUGAACUUGUUGCCUUGUACGCUGCCGCAGAUGUCUGCCUUGUAUCUUCUACUCGUGAUGGAAUGAAUCUGGUUUCCUAUGAAUACAUCUCAGCCCAACAAAACAACCAUGGUGUCCUCAUCCUUUCCGAAUUUGCAGGUGCCGCACAGUCCCUUAAUGGAUCCAUCAUCGUCAACCCAUGGAACACAGAGGAACUUGCUAAUGCUAUUCAUGAGGCAGUCACAAUGCCUGAAGAUAUCCGCAAGGCCAAUCAUCAAAAGCUAUAUCGCUACGUGACAAAGUACACAGCUGCUUACUGGGGUCUCAGCUUUGUCAACGAGUUACGCGUAAGUGUAGUAUAG